Aspergillus fijiensis CBS 313.89 is the source of this 2656-nucleotide messenger RNA. RefSeq names its product CCCH zinc finger and SMR domain protein. Gene Ontology annotation, cellular component: nucleus. Lineage: Eukaryota; Fungi; Ascomycota; Eurotiomycetes; Eurotiales; Aspergillaceae. The record is from RefSeq and is a predicted model, not a curated record. The coding region runs from base 178 to 2403 and encodes 741 amino acids. The transcript is spliced from 3 exons. Gene Ontology annotation, biological process: negative regulation of DNA-templated transcription. Gene Ontology annotation, molecular function: RNA binding; metal ion binding.
GAUUAAACUCAAUAAUGUAUACUGUUCUGUGAAACGCGCAGCUUUCCUUCCAGCUUUCCCAUGCCCUCCGUUCAACUGCCCGAGCCUCGCAAUCAACGGUUACCCCACAUCUCUCCUUCCCACCGUGUUUCCAUUGCUUUCCAGCUGCACUAGCUAGCCACAACACCUUCUUUCACCAUGAUUUCAGAAGAACUUUUGGAGGAGUGCUGGCAGAUCCUCCAGGAUGAAGCUCUGGACGAGGAAGAUCAGGCCGAGAAAGUCGAAGACUUUAUCCGCGAAAAGACCUCGUUAUCUGGCUCAGCUCUCGAAAAUGCCGUGCUGGACGUUCUUUGGCGCCAUCGAAAUCGUACUCUGCCCAACGCCUCUCCACCACCUCCUCGUCAUACAGUCAUCCGUCGCUCGUCCCCCGCUCCCUGGCAGAUGGCCCGCUCAGCCACACCAUUGUCGCCUCAUUCCAACCUAGGCACCAGUCCUGGAAGCACUUCCUGGCUUCAGAGCUCACGAGGGGGGUAUCCGCGACCCCCGCUUUCCUCAACAGUGUCACCCUUCACCUCUCCGCGCCCGUCACCUCGGCUCGCUUUGGCUCAACCUAUACCCCAUUCUCCGAACUUGAAUGCAUACGAGUUUUCCGACCAGAGUCAUGUGUCAGACUUCUACGGAGAUUUUGGCAGCGAUAGCAAUGUGGAUUGGUUGGUCGCAGAUGAUGCCAAUAGUGUCGCAUCAUCCUUAGGGACGCCGAGUCUCACAGCAGCAUUGAGUGCGACAGCUCCGGAAUUCGUUCCCGACAUGAGUCCGCAUGACAUUCUGCGCACUGUUCUCGGAGAUAAACGGACAAAUGAUGAGAUUGAAGCAGCACUGGAAGCGAAUAGUUACGAUCUUGGCGCCACAAUCGCAUCACUUUCACAAUUCACAGACGGAGAAGCUCUGUUGAAUCAUGCGGAUGAUAGCCAUGUUGUGGUGGGAAAAUCGAUGUCCAUGGAGCAGCCUAAAGCUACCAGUCCGUCGCUGCAGAGUCGCAGUCCGGUGGUCUGCAAAUACUGGCUGUCCACCGGACAAUGUCUUCGUGCGGACUGUCGAUUUAGCCACGACCUCACCAACCACCUUUGCAAGUACUGGGUGAUGGGCAAUUGCCUUGCCGGUGACGGUUGCCCGUUUUCUCAUGAUCCGUCAGCCCUGGUCUCAAACAUGAGCUUGGCAGACGGAAGUCAGACAAUCCCGACUGGCCCGCAGUUCUACAUAGAGAAUGUCUCGGACGCUUUCCCUCCUCUCCAGUCUGGGGGCGGAGACCAGUGGGGUGGUAAAUACGUUGGAAAGUAUCCCGGCCACCUAUCGGGCUUGUCUGGUGGGAAGCAUUCGCCGCAGGCUAUGCAGUAUGUCAUGGGGAAACGAAAUGGCAGCAUGACGAAUCUUUCUCGCCCCCACUCUCGACCAGGGAGCCGACAUCAGCAUAGGGAAUUGAAUCCGGCUGCUCUGUCGGUGGAUGAUCCGGAUGCGUUUCCUACCCUGGCUGCUAUGAGCGCGAGGAACAGUGGAAAGAAGCAUAAUGGGAAACGAGGCGCGCACAAUCGCGAGAACAAUCCAAGCAAGGAGAAUCUUCCCGCUUCCUUAGCAGAUGUUGUUCGCAUGUCCCCAUCCCCAGUCCCAGGAAAAGGGAAAUCCACGUCCAAGAAUGGCAAAGACGCAGCCAGAGGCCGAGAGUUCAGCGCUGCUGCCCAGUCUAUUCCAGCGCCACAGAAUAUCCCUUGGCUCGAGACAGGGGCACGUGCCAACGAACAGUAUAUCAAGUAUCGGACAAAGGCAAUAGGUCAUGGUACGGUGAGGAACAAGUUCCUUCAAGGUGCCGCCCAAGCCUGGAACCGGAAUGAUGCCAGGGCAGCCAAGGCACUGUCUCUGCGGGGCCAAGCCGAGAACGAAGCAAUGAGGAAGUGCCAUCGCGAAGCAGCCCGGGAAUUAUAUGAGGAACGGAACAAACAUCUAUCUCAUGCUGGCCUAGAGGAUUCAUCAGAGGAGUUAUAUGUCGAUCUGCAUGGGCUGCAUCCGGAGGAGGCUAUUGAAUACCUAGAGAAGAUUUUGCUGAAGCAUGCUCGUGAAGGUCGGAGAGUGGUCUAUGCCAUCACUGGCACCGGCCAUCAUUCCAAGAACGGCAAGGACAAGAUCGGCAAGGCCGUCAAGGCCUGGCUGAACGAAUGGAAGUAUCUCUUCCGCGAGUUCAGCGUCCCAGGCGAAAGAGGUGGGUAUGUUGGGGGAAUCUUGGGCAUUGACCCCACGAGUUAUGACAAGAGUCUGGCCAGGAGCCUUGAAGAGAGUGCCGAGGCAAAAUCUGACGGCGAUACUAGCCCGCCUGUGCUGACGAUGGGCAAGAUUCAGUUGUUGAAACGCGAAGACUUGGAAUCGAAGUCAUAAUCCAUGCAUCUUCUGCAAGUUCAAUGUCUCCUUUCUUGAGAUGGCACACGCAACCUUCUCAUCAUAUCCCACUCCUCUCUAUCGAUUCUUACUCUACUUUUCUUGCUCAUAGCUCAGAUAAUAUCUCGGGAGUUUGCUGUGCCACCACACGCUUCGACAGCCACUAUCAGCAAGCAGGAUCGAGUCCGAACGGUGCCCUGCCCGAGGACGGAUGUCGCAAGCAAGUUGCGCAAGUCACGGGCACGAGCUAAAU